AUGGCCUUCAUAAUGCGCAUGAUUCUCGCUGUGCUAUCCAUCGCAUUACCAAUAUUUGUCCAUGGACGUCGUCAGCAGAUUGCAUUCUGCUCGCAAUCAUCAGCAUCUAGUGUUCCGUCUACUCUUCAACGAUUCGCUACGGAGCAUCAGUUGGUCACAGUAGGACGUACUGAUGUUAUAGAUUGGUGCAAUGCAACGUCGUCAGUGUUUCCUCCAUUCUACGCGUCAAUACAAUCGAAAUAUUGGCACGUGUCAUUGUUUGGAUACUGGCAACUGCGGAAGAUACCAUGUUUUCUCAUGGCUGCACCAGCAUUCUAUUUGGUAGUUUUCGGUGCGCGGCAGACGUGGCAGCGAGUGAAAUCGAAAAGAACUUUGUGGCAUCUUCUCGCAGAAAAAGGCGAUCAUGUGCCGUAUACCCUCCAUGCGAUAUUCAUGGCACUAGGAGCAUUGUUUGUAUAUAACGCGGAGGUUCUGACGCGGAUGCUGUUCUCCAGCUCUCCUUUCCCUUAUCUCGUCCUUGCACGCUGGAUAUCUGACAUUACACCACAGGUGCGACUUUCGGACCUAUUCGUGCCGCAGCCGCUACCGUUUCUGACUUAUUUCUGCCGUAGAGGACUCCCAGAGUUCCUCUUGUAUCUCUAUCUCAUGGUCUACCUAAUAUUUGGCACCACGAUGCAUGCCAUGUGGUUGCCAUUCACCUGA
Ostertagia ostertagi is the source of this 702-nucleotide messenger RNA. Lineage: Eukaryota; Metazoa; Nematoda; Chromadorea; Rhabditida; Trichostrongylidae. The record is from the annotation of a GenBank genome assembly.